Molecule: messenger RNA, 1803 nt
Organism: Penicillium digitatum Pd1
Lineage: Eukaryota; Fungi; Ascomycota; Eurotiomycetes; Eurotiales; Aspergillaceae
Source: RefSeq, a predicted model, not a curated record
AUGCACGAACAGAGUGCCACUCCACAGUCGCAGCAUGGCGGGCCAGGAGGGGGCACACCACAACCCUCUCAGACCUCUCAGCCGCCAUCCACUCAACCUCCGCAGUCGCAGGGUCCGCCUCAAGGCCAAGCAACUCCUAAUCCUCCAUCGCAACAACUGCCGCAGUCUCAACAACCGGGUCAUCACGGGCAACCUGGUCCGCAGCCUCAGCCUCCACAGAGUUCCCAGGGCCAGCAACCGGGUCCUCAGAAUCAGCAGAUGACAACCCAGGAGGUUCAGUUGAAAGCACAACAACACCAGAAUGCUCUUUUGAUGCAGCAACAACAGCACCAGCAAAGGAAGAAUAACGCAAUUUUGACCAUCCAUGCCUACGCGGAGCAUCUGGGAAACUUCCAAUCCCGCAAUGAAACCCAAGAUCUUCUAUAUUGGCAAUCGUUCGUCGACCGUUUCUACUCCCCUGUAGGUGUGUUGCGACAGGGCGUUUGGAAUAACACAAUCGGAUCUAAACAAUUUGAAAUUGGGACACCUGCGCUGGCACGUUAUUACUUGACCCAGUUCACUAGCGGGAUUAGUCAAAUUCAGAUGGUGGUUGAAGGCGCUCGCGAGCGGGAAUCUCACAAUGGAGGGCAUUACGUGGAAGCCCCAAAAUGUUCAUUCAUUUAUUGGUUCAAGAAUGAGUGCCAGCUUUUCACUAACGGCACGUUGCGGGCGCAUUUCGAUAUGCACAACAAGCUUGAGAUGCUCGAUGUGAAUGUCGUCAGCCACAAUGAGUUUAUUCCGCGGUCUUUGUUGCUGGCCAUCGAGGCAGAUUCCCAAAAACAAAGUCCCAAGGUCUCAAAGAACUCAAAACGUAUCCAGCCUAAGCAAGCACCAUCGCUAGUGCCAGACUCCAACGUGACUGCCAAUGGCGUGCCUACUCCAGUCAUGGGAUUCAUGGAAGUCGCUGAAACUAUUUCCGCCAUGCAAAUGUUGUUCCAAUUUUCGCAAGCCAACCCGCAGCUAUCACCUCCUGACGCUUUGCGGAAUCUCGUCAACACCCUCCAGUCGCAAACCCCCAAUCCAGGCUUUGUGCCAACUCCCAUGUCCAUGAAUCAGGGUAUGAACCCAGGCAUGAAUCCAGGUAUGAACCAAGGCAUGAACCAAGGCAUGAAUCCGGCCAUGAAUCCGGCCAUGAAUCCAGGUAUGAACCAAGGCAUGAACCAAGGCAUGAAUCCGGCCAUGAACCCAGGUAUGAAUCAAGGCAUGAAUCCGGGUAUGAAUCCGGGUAUGAAUCCCGGCAUAAACCCAGGCAUGAAUCAGGGUAUGAGUCCGGGCAUGAGUCCAGGUAUGAACCCCGCUAUGAACUCAGCCAUGAAUCCGGGCAUGAAUCCAGCCAUGCACCCUGGCAUGAGUCCGGGCAUGAAUCCAGCUAUGCACCCCGGCAUGAACCCAGGCAUGCAGCCCAUGCAAAAUGUCCGGGGACAUAGCAUGGGCGCUCCGUCCCAGUUUGCCUCGCCUGCCAUGGCCCAUCUUGGUCUCCCCGGGCAGCAAGGCUCGCCUCAUCUGACUGGUUCAGCACACGCGAGCCCAGCCCAAAGCAACCUUGCCGGUCCCCCUGGAAUGCAACCACCAAUGCAGCCGUCCCCAGCCGGCGUGAACAAUAGUCCAAAUGUAGGUGGCAACAAACGUCGCCGGGCAAGCACCGUCAAAAUGGAAUCCGAGGACGGUGGUGGAGUCGAAGCUAACGGCGCUCCACAACAGGGCUCAGCGAAAGUAAAGGCUAGCCCUCGGGUGCCGAAGCGACAAAAGGGCGCCGCCGUCUAA